AUGGGUACAGGAGUUCCACUUUCUACUACAGCCAGCAGAACUUCACUGUCUCUGAAAGAACUUAUGCUUCUUCUGACUGCUAAGAAUCUGAAGCUCUUGAUCCAGCAUGCCAUCUGGUCUGGCAUGUGUGAUGCCUUCUUUUGCAUAUGGAAUCAGGCUGUGGACAGGCACUAUCUGACCAUCAGCUUCUAUAAUAUUGGCAAGAAGGUGGUCUCACUCUGGAGCUUCCUGUCACACCAGGAGUCAACACAUGUGCCCUGCAUGUUCAUCUGUCAUGUCCAGCAAAGAGUGAUGUCUGAGGCCUCAGACUCCAGCAACAUUCAAUACAGAUUGGUGGAGCUGGCACUCAGAAGUGAAGAUGAAGAUGCAUAUCAGCCAGAGCUCAGUAAGAGCAGUGAAGAUGAAGAUGAUGAGAAUACCAGUAAUCUGAAUGAACAUUCAGCAGGUGGUGCACUGGUUGCCAAUGCCCAGGCUUCUGAUUCAGAACAUGAAUAUCUACAGAAAGAGUCCUGGUGCAAGCAGUUCUAUCUGCUAUUGUUCCUGCAUGAUCUGGGGUCCAUGAUGCUAGAGCUGCACCAGUGCUCCCUACUUUGCUGCUGGAGUCUGCUCUACUGCCAGUUCUACAACACCAUCAAGAAGAUCUUUGUGGCCAGCAAGCAUUCCCUGUUUGCAAAUGAGAACCUGGACAUAUUGGCUCUGGAUCCUGGACUGGUAUGGAUCUGGCAGCAUAUUGGAAAGGCCAUCAGCCAUUCCUCUCUGGCCUUGCUGCACAUGUACAUCCACACCAAGUGA
Messenger RNA from Coccidioides immitis RS, 792 nucleotides. RefSeq lists its product as uncharacterized. The coding region runs from base 1 to 792 and encodes 263 amino acids. The record is from RefSeq and is a predicted model, not a curated record. Lineage: Eukaryota; Fungi; Ascomycota; Eurotiomycetes; Onygenales; Onygenaceae. The transcript is spliced from 3 exons.